Cicer arietinum (chickpea) is the source of this 1413-nucleotide messenger RNA. RefSeq lists its product as uncharacterized. Gene Ontology annotation, molecular function: phosphatidylinositol transfer activity. The record is from RefSeq and is a predicted model, not a curated record. NCBI's taxonomy places the organism in Eukaryota, Viridiplantae, Streptophyta, Magnoliopsida, Fabales, Fabaceae.
AAUUAAUGAAGUGAAAGAGAAAGAUCGGCUACCUACUAAUAAUACUGCACUUCCAUCACGACCCAUAUUCUCUUUCUCUCUCUUGAUAUGUGUGACCGUUUCAUUCACAAGUGAUAACACAUUAAAUGAAAUGAAAUUCGCGUGACCCAAACAACACACAUCAUUCACCUUCUUGACUACACUUCACUCUUUGUUUCCAUUCCCAACUCAAACCAUUAAUAAAAUAACGCCCACACACUAUUCUCUUUCGCUCUUUCUCCAGGUUGGGAACUACAUUUGCGAGUCAACAAUUCAACAUGUUCCUUCUUAGAAGGCAAACUCAGAAUCAGCAGGAGAAUGGUUCCUCACAUUAUGAUGCUAAGGUGGCUGAACUAAGAGCUGCUAUUGGGCCCUUAUCUGGGCGUCGAUUGAAGUAUUGCACAGAUGCAUGUCUAAGGAGAUAUUUAGAAGCACGAAACUGGAAUGUUGAUAAAGCCAAGAAAAUGCUGGAGGAAACACUCAAGUGGAGGUCUACAUAUAAGCCUGAGGAAAUCCGUUGGGCUGAAGUAGCACAUGAGGGUGAGACAGGCAAAGUUUCCAGAGCUGACUUUCAUGAUAGACUCGGGAGGCCAGUUCUUAUUAUGAGACCAGGGAUGCAGAACACACCAUCACCAGAAAAUAAUAUCAAGCAUUUAGUCUAUCUGUUGGAAAAUGCUGUACUUAAUCUUUCCGAAGGUCAAGAACAAAUGUCAUGGUUGAUAGAUUUCACAGGAUUUUCAUUUAGCACAAACAUUGCUAUUAAAACUGCUCGUGAUAUUAUUCACAUUUUACAAAACCACUAUCCAGAAAGGCUUGCUAUAGCUUUUCUGUACAAUCCACCAAGAAUAUUUCAGGCUUUCUGGAAGGCUGUAAAAUACUUCCUGGAUCCCAAGACAGCCCAAAAGGUAAAGUUUGUUUACCCUAACAAGAAUGACAGUGUGGAGCUGAUGAAAUCACUUUUUGACAUAGAUAACCUUCCAAGUGAAUUUGGGGGGAAAGCUACUUUACAGUACGACCAUGAAGAGUUCUCACGGUUGAUGACUGAGGAUGACGUGAAAACUGCCAAGUUCUGGGGUCUUGAUGAUGAUAAGCCCUUCACCACUAAGAAUGGCCAUUCUGGUGCUGAGGUAGCACCAGAACCCGUGGCUAGCUAGUAUAGUUAGUUGAUUUAUGAGUUCUCAUAUUAUAGAGCUAUUAUUACAUCCAAACCGUAUUUUGUGGCUAAUUAAGGAGGUGAAUAAAAAGUGCUAUAUUGUUUCUGUUAAGUCUUAACUGUUAAUCAUAAUUACAGCUAUAUAUAAUUCUCACAUUUUCAUUGAUACUCCUUUCAACUCCUCAUUAAAGAGUAUUAAGGGUGUGGUGCUGCACUGCUGCAUGCAUACUUGAUUUGAUAUU